AAACAUUUCAUCCAAACUUAAUUUAUUCUUAUUUCAAAUCGCUUCUUCUUCUCCUCCAUUGCUGGCUAAGGCCGCCAUCUUUAAGACAUUAAUUAACAUCAAUUAUCUUAUAAACAAAUUUCCAAUUUGUUGUUGUUGUUGUUGUAUAAAUUGGUAAUUAGUGUUACGAAUUUAGGGAGUUUGAAGAUGGUGGCAAUGCAUGUGGAGCAACUCAAUCAAUUAAAGGACAUUUUCACGAGGUUCGACAUGGAUUCCGAUGGCAGCCUUACGAUUUUGGAGCUGGCGGCGUUGCUCCGGUCGUUAGGACUUAAACCGACGGGGGAUCAAAUCCAUGUUCUAUUGGCCAACAUGGAUUCUAAUGGCAAUGGUGCAGUGGAGUUUGAAGAAUUAGCGAAUGCCAUUGUACCUCAUAUGAAUGAACAGGUACUUGUAAAUCAAGAGCAACUCAUGGAGGUAUUUCAUUUGUUCGAUCGUGACGGUAACGGCUACAUCACACCGGCGGAAUUGGCGGGUUGUAUGGCUAAAAUGGGGCAACCGUUAUCGUACCGAGAGUUAACGGAGAUGAUCAGAGAGGCUGAUGCGGAUGGAGAUGGUGUGAUUAGCUUCAAUGAGUUUUCUACAGUAAUGGCUAGGUCAGCCCUGGAUUUUCUAGGCGUUCGUUUAUCUAUGUAACCAAAGAUUUUUCUGGUUUUAAUGUUUAGGUGACAUGGUUGAUUUGGGUCCCAGAUUUAAAUUGCUGUCAUACUCAUAUCCAUCGUAAAUAUCAUAAUCUUACGUUUGUAGGCCACUCUUUAAAUCAUGGAUUUUUCUUUUUCCUUUUUGUGUGUAAAUGUGAAUUUCUAAAAAUACAUGAUUAUGUAUCUCUAACUUAGUCUUUAAUUCCAUUCAUCAAUAUAUAUUACAGGAAUAA
This is a messenger RNA of Gossypium arboreum, 910 nucleotides long. RefSeq names its product probable calcium-binding protein CML15. The record is from RefSeq and is a predicted model, not a curated record. The transcript has a single exon. Lineage: Eukaryota; Viridiplantae; Streptophyta; Magnoliopsida; Malvales; Malvaceae. Gene Ontology annotation, molecular function: enzyme regulator activity; calcium ion binding. Bases 187 to 672 code for a protein of 161 amino acids.